Messenger RNA from Clarias gariepinus (North African catfish), 4930 nucleotides. RefSeq names its product zinc finger protein 362b (gene znf362b). Bases 115 to 1428 code for a protein of 437 amino acids. Gene Ontology annotation, biological process: regulation of transcription by RNA polymerase II. Gene Ontology annotation, molecular function: RNA polymerase II cis-regulatory region sequence-specific DNA binding; DNA-binding transcription factor activity, RNA polymerase II-specific. NCBI's taxonomy places the organism in Eukaryota, Metazoa, Chordata, Actinopteri, Siluriformes, Clariidae. Gene Ontology annotation, cellular component: nucleus. The transcript has 9 exons. The record is from RefSeq and is a predicted model, not a curated record.
CGCUGGGCGACCCGGAAGCGCUGCAGCGUGGAGGCGCACAGAAAAGAACACCGAGGUCCUUUUAGCUUUUAUUAAGCUUCUCCUGCGAGGGAAACUGCAGUCCGAGAUUAAGGCAUGGCAGAGCCUCGAUUCAAUAAUCCGUAUUUUUGGCCACCUCCCCCCUCUAUGCCUGCUCAGCUGGAUAACCUGGUACUAAUCGACAAGAUCAAAGAGCAGCUGAUGGCAGAAAAGAUCAGACCUGCGCAUUUGCCACCUACCACUGUUCCCUCUCAGCAGACCCUGCUGGUGGCCUCAGCUCCCUCAGACGCUGCACAGCACAUGAUGCCAAUCCCCAAACUGCAGCAAUUGCCAAGCCAGCAAGCCCACAACUCCACCCAACCCGAUGUCGCCCUGCAUGCUCGCCCAGCCUCCAGUACUGUUCCAGAGGUGACCAUGGAUGACAAGUCAGUUGUAAAGGCUAAAGGAUUAUGGGAAGACUGGCAUAUGCGCCAAGCUGUGGAUCAGGCUGUUAGAGCAAACCAUCGAUCAGGUCUGGCACCUACGUCUCGUGCAGACAGUCAUAGCACUUCACAGGCCAUGACAUCCACCACCACGUCUACCAGUCAGAGCCGACACGGACCUGCAUCCUCUCUUAAUGUCAUCUCAGGCCUGGCCAGUGUCCCUGGUAUGGAUCAGGUGAAGAGCGCAGGGUUGGCAGGUAUGCUGGGGCCUCAGUCCAAACCCCUGCGUGGACGCAAGAAGAUCAAAGCAGAGAACAACACAGGGCCCCUGCUCGUAGUGCCCUACCCCAUUCUGGCAUCAGGCCCUGACCAGUCAGUCACCAUCGCCAAAGAGGGGAAAACUUACAGGUGUAAAGUAUGUCCUCUCACCUUCUUCAACAAGUCAGAGAUGCAGAUCCAUUCCAAGUCCCACACGGAGGCCAAACCGCAUAAGUGUCCUCACUGUUCCAAGUCUUUUGCCAAUGCUUCGUAUCUAGCGCAGCACCUGCGGAUUCACUUAGGGAUCAAACCUUACCACUGUUCCUACUGCGAGAACUCUUUCCGCCAGCUCUCUCACCUGCAACAGCAUACCAGGAUUCAUACUGGUGACAGACCUUAUAAGUGUGGCCAACCCGGAUGUGAAAAAGCAUUCACACAGCUGUCGAAUUUACAGUCCCAUCAGAGGCAACACAACAAAGACAAGCCGUACAAGUGCCCGAACUGCUACCGUGCCUACACAGACUCGGCCUCUCUACAGAUCCACCUGUCAGCCCAUGCCGUGAAAAACGCUAAAGCCUACUGCUGCAGUAUGUGUGGCCGCGCCUACACAUCAGAGACCUACCUUAUGAAGCACAUGUCCAAACACACAGUGGUGGAGCAUCUGGUUACCCACCACUCUCCCCAGAGAACAGAAUCUCCCAGUAUCCCCAUACGCGUCUCUCUCAUCUGAGCUUUGCUUUGCUCUUCUUCUCUUUACCUCCUCAUCUUAUUCUUUGUGCCAGACUGCUCUUCUGUUUAGAAAAAAAAAGAGGGAGAGAGAAAAAGAGAGAGAAAAGACAACGGAAAGGAAUAGACAGUACUGGUCCUCAAAAGGACACAGUGUCUGCCAUACUCUUUGCUUUAUUUAGCCGUUUAGUGAAAAUUAGUGUAGCGGUUCGACUGGCUGCCAUCUCAACACAAGGUGUCUGCUGCUGAUUCGCCUCGGACACCCGUCUAACUGACAUGCAUUCCAUAAAACAGAACAACAGAGCGUUUUCCAUUAGUUUGUUCUCUCCUUAUGUUACUAAUGGUGUAUUAGGAGGCAUCCAAAGAUAAGCUUUAAGCACUUUCCAGUCUUUGGGGUUCAUCGAAAAUGUUUGAAUUUUCAGACAGGAUGUAUUGUUUCGGGGCUAACAAUCGUUUUAGUUCAGUAGCGCUUUUGUUGAUUUUCUGUCUCUUUUCACACAUGGCACCAUCAGGUUUUUACAGGGUUUUGUCUUAAGUGUUAGUGUGGGUUUGACAACGCCUCCACUUUAUGCUCCUUUAACCAUCGAUAAACAGAUAUCAGACAUUUGGAUAAAAACAAGUAACGUAUUAAUCUUUUUUUUUUUUUUUAUCGAAUAUCAUGACGUCUGUGACCUUGGCAAGGAUAAUCUGACCUAGAAAUGUGUGGGCACCAACGGGACACUUGGUAACCUUUUUUUUUUGGCUUGCUUUAUUACAGUAUGUACACACCUUACUUAAUUGUUUUACCCACACUAAUCCAUACACUCAAUUGUAGUAGGUGUGCACCAAGGUUAUGUGGCAAGAGUUACUUUUAUUUUUAUAUUAUCUCUUAAAGGCAUUUUCUAUAGUGGCGCUAUAGAAAAUGUACAAAGAGCAUCAGUAGGACCAGGUGCUCUCUAAAAUAAUUUCUUAUAUAAAUUACAUCACAGAUGUAUCCAUGUAUCUUUUUUGUUGUUGUUGUUGUUGUUGUUGUGCAAUGUCAUGGAAAUCAGUAAGAUUGCCUGUCCUGUCCUUUAGGCUUCUCCUAAUGUUGUAAGGAAAAGCUGCCAUUUUUAGCACUUCAUACGACAUGACACUGUCCAUGUAAUGGGUGUUGACACGUUGCGGUGCAAGUCAGGGGAGUAUACUCACGACCUCUGCCAGGAUCUUUCUUCAUCCCUGUAAAAAAUGAAUAAUGAGUACAAGCACCUUAACAAAUGAUUGAGAAGUUGCAACUAGUCAUGGGUCUUUGAAAUGAUGGGGAUUUCAGGACAACAAAGCAGCAGAUGUGCUGAACGUUCUAGUACAGAUCAGUAAUUUUAUCUAAAAAAAAAAAAUGCAAAGAUCCACCAGUAACAGUUUUAAACAAGCUGUUUAGGGUUUGUCUAGUUUCAAAAGUUUUUAUCUAAUCUGGCUCAUACCGAGGGUGUAUUUUAAUGAGCUCGAAAAGAAAUUAAGUAAUUUAGCCGUCACUGUACUAUGAAUCAGAAAAUGCAAGCAACAGUAUUAAAAAGGAGUCAGAAAUAUGAAGUGUAUAAUGUAUAAGAAUGUAAUUGUAAAUUUGAAAAGUUUUUGCCAAACAUUGCAUUCAGAUAGAUCGUUUGGGUUGAGAUAUGUAAGAGCGUUUAUUUAUCUUGUACCAGCUGCUCGGAGUGCUAUAAAAAACCCUGAGCAAACAUUACUGCCUACGGUAUAAAAUAUUAGGUAUAUAUGAUUACAAUUUGCUAUAAAAGAGAUUACAUUUACAGACAGCAUAUUACCCACUAAUUAGACCAGUGUAUUCUCAGUUUUAUUUAUUAUUAUUAAAACUAUUUCCCUAAAUGUUAAAUAAAUUGAAUAGGUAGUUGCUUUACAGCUAGCUUCAUAGGGGAGAGAUAAGUUAAAGCCGUCCUGGCUUUAAUCAGAUUUAAAUAUCAUAUUGUUAGUGCAAAGUGCAAAUGUUUAGCACUCAGUAUUCAUUUUUCCUAGCAGUUCCCCUGAACAUAAGCCCAGAACCUGUCUGCAGAUGCAGGUGAUUUAUAAAAAAUACCAAGAGUUAAAAAAAAAAAAAAAAGAAUAAAGAAGUUUGUAUACAUCUUCCAAUGAAUAGCUGUCCAACAUCCGAAACAUUUCUACUGUCACAUUGAUAGUUUUAUUAAAGCGGUUGUAGUAUUCUGACUUCUCAAAGUCUUCUCAAAGUGAUUCGUGUUGUUAAACACUGCAACGACUUUGCUCGUUCUGUUUUGGUUUUUUAUCUUAAUCAUGAGUCGUACAAUACCAGUCAUUUGUUAAGCUCAUAUCGUUUCAUUCAAAAACGUUUAAGCAACUGCCAGUUUGCCAUAGUUCGUCUCAGUGUGUUAAUGUUUCAUGUCCUCAUCAAGAUUUUAAAUGUUAUUCAUUAUCGUUUUUGUUACACUUUCAAUCGUGUAUAGGUUUUACGAGUUUCUUGCUUCCAAUGUUCCAAUAGGCCAGAUUUAUACUGGUCUAAACAUGGACUUGUUCGGUGAACGCAUUCAACAAAAUGUCAGUUAAAAACAGCAAAACAAACUGUAAGUAGCCCAAUUGUUGCUUUCUAAUUUUCUUUGAGGUUGCGUUGAGAAAAUUAAGCUCAGCAGAGGAAUAAUGUUGUGAUUUUUCUGUUACAUCUUUUUAGUUCAGUUUAGAGAGAGCAAAGAGUAUACAACUAUUUCUCAUGUGGAAUGCUGUUGUGUUGGUUUGAUCUCAUGUCAGUGUGUCUGUGGCAUAAAAAGAAUGCUCUCAUUGUGUGUAAAACCUCAACAGAAAGCUCAAGCAUGUUUACAUAUCAAAGCCCCAGUCAGUAUGUUCUGGCCAUUUUAUUUUAUUUUAAUCUUUUUAAUUAUUAUUAUUUCAUAGCAGUCUAGCAGAAACUGAUUGUGAUGUUAAGUCCUGUUUUAUUCAGCUCUGAAACCCGUGCAUCCUAACUGGGGCUUUAAGAGACUCCAGAUUACUUUAGCCAGUUGUCCACUUGCUGAAAUCUCUUUAUAUCAAUAAGAUGUGUACAUUUAUUAUAAAAGAUAACCAUGUAUUCAUCAUUAAUAGUGCAAAUUACAAGCUUUAGCUAGUGUACUUUGUUUUUUUUUUUUGUUUUUUUUUUCACCUGUAUUUCCAGUUAUUGAUGAUUGAUGAUUAUCUCUGUAAGUACUGAUUGUUUUUAAUAUCCAUUCUUUUUACCAUUUAUUUGUACCUUGAAAAUCCACCUCGAUGGUUGUAUUUCUUCUCCCCCACCCCCAUGUUGACGUUUUCAGUAUUCAGUCUAUUAAGCCUUUUUUUGUUUCCGCAUGGACUUCUCUGACAGUAAUUGUUAUUAACUGUUAACAAAUAUAUGACAUUGUUAUAUAUGUCUGGAAAUUAUUACAUUUCAUUUGUCUUGCAUUGUGGUCUCCAAGGUUUAAUUCAAUAUGCACAGACAAUACAGCAAGAUUUAAUUUAGAAAAUAUCAAUGUCAAGAACACUUUGUAUCUAUCUUGUUUAAUAAACUCAGACUGUUA